AUGCAUGUUGAAGCGACACUAUCAACCCAUUGUGGGGAACCAGCAAUUUCCUUCGCCCGCGACGCCAUUGAAGCUGUAGCCCAACCGUUCCAAUUUGCUCUCGUGGGCAAGUUCUCUCGCACCAGACCUGCCAUGGCAGAUAUCAGAAAAUUCUUCCUGUCACUGGACUUAAAGGGUUCUUACUCCUUUGACCUGCUGGAUGGCCGACAUGUUUUGAUUAGACUCCAUAAUGAGGCAGAUUUCAUGCGAAUUUGGACGCGAAAUGUCUGGUAUAUCCACGGAAGUGUGAUGCGCGUAUUUAAAUGGACGACUUCCUUCCACAUAGACAAGGAAUCCUCGCUAACUCCUGUCUGGUUUGGCCUUCCCAAACUUCCGGUUCAUUUAUUCGAUAAGCAAUGUUUAUUUCAGAUUGUAUCGUGUCUGGGGCGUCCUCUGUUCAUCGAUACUGCGAUCGCCGCUCUGUCUAGACCGAGUGUAGCUCGGGUGUGCGUUGAAAUUGAUUUACUGAAGGAGCUUCCUUCCCGUAUUUGGAUUCAACUUGGAGAUGUCCAUGGGUUUUGGCAGCCGCUUAACCCAGAAACCGUGCCGAAAUAUUAUAGCCACUGCUUUCGUCAAGGCCACAGCCAGUCCGAGUGCCAUGUCAAAAACCCAGAGCUGCACCCAGUUCGUGGGGAGAAGAAAGUACCGGAUGAGGGGAAGGGGCUGCCAUCACGCGAUGGGGGAAAUAAUCCUGCGGGGAGUGAGGACCUUGUUGGGCAGCCUGCGAUGGAGGACACUGGUGGGGCAACGCUGGAUGAUGGGUGUGAGGGAGAGGAGGUACGACAGGGGCUGGACAGCAUGGGUACGGCUGUCGAACUGGUGGAGAAUGCAAUUGUUGCAGCGGCUGAUACGAUCAUCAUAGACCUUGCUACGCGGGUGGUUUGUGAAGAGGAGAACGUGGGUGCUGCUGGGGCAGUCUUAAGUGACGGUCCAGCUGCCCUUGGAGAGGAAGAGGACGAGGAGGUGCAAACGGGUGUCUCUACUGGCAGUAUCACUAGUGCAGGCUGUCUUUCGCCGCGGGGGUUAGGUGGGCAGCACAGUAGGGGGGUGGAGUCACGUGAUGUGACUGAGAACUUGCACCUUGACCAAGUCUCCACCCUCGAUCCUAGGUUUCAAAAGGUGAAGGGGCGAGGAAUUCGGGCCACGAUCCCAUCGGAUAGAGAACUGAGGGUCCCCUUUGUUAGUCAGCUAGUUGGGGAGUCGGAUCAACACCUCUCUAUUCGCUGGGCACAUCCUCAGUUCCCUACUCCUAUUCUAGUCUCUUUUGUUCAUGCGCAAUGUCUGAUGUCUGACCGGCAACGGCUCUGGGAGGGCCUAUUGCGGGAUAGGCCAGGGCAAGGGCCAUGGUACGUUGUUGGGGAUUUCAAUCUUAUUCUCUCAGCCAGUGAAAAGAAAGGGGGGAGGCACUUUAGGCCCGGGGAGGGAGUUGAACUGUCUCGGUUUAUGAGUGACGGUGGGUUGUUUGAUGCUGGUUUCUCUGGUCAUAGUUUCACUUGGUGUAAUAAUAGAUUCGGGCGUGCCUGCAUUUGGAAACGUCUGGAUAGACUUUUAAUCAAUGAGGAGUGUCUAAAUUUCUCCUUGUCUAUUUCUGUAUCCCACUUGGUGCGGGCUCCAUCUGAUCAUGCCCCGCUGUUGCUAUCUUUCAUUCCUAAACCCACCCCCCGGUGUCGUUCUUUCCGAUUUUUGAACGUGUGGCCUUCUAAGGUGGGAUUUCUGGAUGUGGUAAGGACAGCAUGGCAAAUUGAGGUGUCCGGUUCCCCUUUCUGUGUGGUCUGGGGGAAGUUAAAGAAUGUAUCCCGUGCCCUGCACUUAUGGAACAAGCAGGUAUUUGGCGAUAUCUUUGAGAAUAUUAAACAGGGAGAGGCGGUGGUAGCGGCGGCUGAGCUUAGGGUACAGUCUAACCUAUCCAUUGAGGCCCAUUUGGAGGUUCAACGGGCCCAGGCCUCUCUGCAUAGGCUACUUGCUGUUGAAGAGCAGUUCUGGAGCCAGAAAGCUAGGGUUAAGUGGUUGCAACAUGGGGAUCGUAACUCCAGGUAUUUUCAUUCGGUAGUCAAGCAACACCGUUUUCGAGCGACAAUUCAUAGGAUAUAG
Coffea eugenioides is the source of this 2130-nucleotide messenger RNA. RefSeq lists its product as uncharacterized. The record is from RefSeq and is a predicted model, not a curated record. Lineage: Eukaryota; Viridiplantae; Streptophyta; Magnoliopsida; Gentianales; Rubiaceae. The transcript has 3 exons. The coding region runs from base 1 to 2130 and encodes 709 amino acids.